Messenger RNA from Macrobrachium nipponense, 1835 nucleotides. RefSeq lists its product as uncharacterized. Lineage: Eukaryota; Metazoa; Arthropoda; Malacostraca; Decapoda; Palaemonidae. The transcript has 5 exons. Bases 188 to 856 code for a protein of 222 amino acids. The record is from RefSeq and is a predicted model, not a curated record.
UGCAAGUCAAGAUGUGCUGCUGAGAGAAUUCCCGCCUGACAUCUGCCAGUUGGCGAAGGGCGGUGGUUCCCGGAGGAUUCCUCAGUCUCUCAGAAGGUGGUUGAGGGGAGGCGGCCGCAUCGGAGCGAUCUCCACUUGCGGCAGAAGUUUCGCUGUACGGUAUUCGAAUCACAGAGAUUCCACAAGGAUGAGCCGUUCAAGGGGUCACAGCCCCGUAUUAUCUUUGCUCUUGGUGAUGACCCUCUUGCCGUGUUCUUGGGCGUCGGGGGCCUUCAAAGGCGACCCGGGUGAACUUGGGGAUUCGGGCUUUGACCUCUCCAAGUACUCUGCUUCGCAAGCAGUGAAAGAGAGGUCCAAGAGAUUCAUCAGCUUCCCGUCGUCUUCCACCUUGACCUUCAAUCACAAGAUUAAGAUUCCUCUCUUCAGCAAGCUGAACAACGAUAUAAGCGGGGUGUUCAAAGGCUUCAUCCGAGCCAUCUACACUUUACCAUCAGACACCAUUUCCAUCGGCAGAGGAGACAUCGACAAGGACCGUUACAACGCCUACAAUUCCAUUGAAUCGCUCUUCUCAAAUUUUGGCAUGAAUGGACACCAGUGUUUGCUGAAGGCCAUUUGCGAGACAGCCGAAGUGCCUGCUGAAGAGUACGGGCUCAUGGGCGAGCUCCUGCAACUACUUCUUUCUCCCAACCAUGAGCUGACAACCGCCAAGGAAGAGCUGAGGCAUUACGUGGCAGCCGAGGACUAUGGUCGAGCCGUCGGCAAUUGUGACCUGGCCUAUUCCUCCUGCCCUUUCAGCCUCAAUGAACUGGUCAAAACUGGAGUCUCCCUGUUGCAGGGAUCAGUGUCAGGAUUUUAAGGCUUUAGAGAGAGAGAGAGAGAGAGAAAGAGAGAGAGAGAGAGAGAGAGAGAGAGACAGACAGGCAGACAGACAGAGAGAGAGAGAGAGCUGCAUGACGAAUGCAAAUUCGUUACAACUAAUAGAUUUGUGAAGGCAUAUUCCUGUCUCCUUCCCUAAACAGUACAUCGCGUGAAACACUGUGGUCAGGCUGAUUGAUUGCUAGGCUUAACUCACUCGCGAAUAGUAUAUAUUGUUUAAUAUUUCGUCAUUUUAGGAUGACUGUCUUUUGGACCACUUUUUGACAGUGACCCAUGAAAGCAAUUUUGGAAAAAUGAAUCAAUUAAAUGCUACUUUCCUUCAUAUUCUCAGGGCUGACACAUAAAGUAUGCUUACAUUUGUCAAGUUUUUGAACUGUUUUGGCUUAAAAAGUACAUUAAACAUGACGAAUCCGCAGAUGGUUACGUCAAAAAUAGUUAUAGUAAAUAAUAGUAAUUAUACUAUAAAGAGAGAGGUAUUGCCAUUAGGCCGUCUAUAGCUGUGAUGCCCUUUUCAACACGACGCAAUCUUUCUUAAACCUUAAAAUCGUGAGCAGCUGGAAGUGAUGAACCGCUAUUGUUCCGGAAUAGGUUAGUCAGUCUUUCAUCUUCUGAUACCGCACAAUUCUGAUUUUGUACAUAAAGCAUUUUCUUCGUAAACAGAGACGCCUUCAAGAAAAUCAAAAGAUAUCUACAUCUUCCAUGCAUUAGCUACAGAAAUUGAACCAGUGGUAAUAACAGUUGAGACAACACAUAUUUUUGUUUGUUGCAUCAUAGGAAAAAAUAUUUCCAGAUUGAGUUAGGUUCAUUCAGCAUAAAACCCAUUUAUUUCAUGUUUUCAUUCUUCACGACUUGUCUUUCAGGGACCAGUUGUUUGUACAGCAUUAAAGUUUAAUGUAGAAUAGUUUUAGCGUUUAAUUUAUAUGUAUGUGUUCUCAAACCUGAGUGAAAUUUAAAUAAAA